AUGUUCAAGGGCAAACCAAUACUCGCUGGUAAUAGCGAUCUCAACCAAGCACAGCUCAUUUUCGGUCUUGUGGGCACACCAACGGAAGAAAACAUGCCAGGUUGGAGCUCCCUCCCUGGCUGUGAAGGUGUGAAAAGCUUUGGCAACAGGCCUGGCAACCUCCCGGACGUCUUCAAAGACUUGAGCCCUACCGCCAUUUCUCUACUCACAGAGCUCUUGAAGCUUGAUUGGCGCAAAAGAAUAAAUGCGAUAGAUGCGUUAAAACAUCCGUACUUCUCGACACCACCGCUCCCCGCGCGUCCUGAAGACCUUCCAUCUUUCGAAGAUUCACAUGAACUCGAUAGGCGGAGGUUCCGCGGGCAGCGAGCUGCUUUGCCCCCGGCACCCGCUGGAGGUUCCGUGGGCAUGGGCCGUAACGGGGGAUGGUCAACUAAUUCCGGAAAUAGGACAGGCGCCGAGCCUAGAAAUGCUCGCGUGCCUAGCGCUGCGCGCGGGACCAAGCCGAGUGCUAAUGGAAAUCAAGGCAAUCCACAGCGCCGUCCCGUUGAUAGCUGGAAUAGCGAAUCCCAACCGGGCCGGCUAAGAAGAGCGGGUGAAGAGACAAACCAAGGACUUCCAUCUCGACAUAAAGACGGCGGUUUACCGCCCAAACCUCCCGCCCCAGCACACCAGUCAUGGACGGCAAGCCACCCCGACAAGGGCGGACGAGAUCGGGCGUAUGGUGGUAGUCGCUAUGGGCCUUCUGAUGCAAAUGUUGAUUCAUAUGUUCCGAGUUACGGCGGCGGUGGACGAAGUCGUGAGAGGGACCAUGGCCCUAUUAAUUCUGAGUGGCGUGGUGGCCCUUACCAUGACCAUCCGUACCCUGAUUACCCACGAGAUAAUCCACCCAGGAGACGAAGCCGGAGUCCGUUGUAUAGAGAACGACAAGAGAGACACCAAUAUCGCCGGUGA
Aspergillus calidoustus is the source of this 951-nucleotide messenger RNA. The record is from the annotation of a GenBank genome assembly. NCBI's taxonomy places the organism in Eukaryota, Fungi, Ascomycota, Eurotiomycetes, Eurotiales, Aspergillaceae.